Molecule: messenger RNA, 268 nt
Organism: Paramecium tetraurelia
Lineage: Eukaryota; Ciliophora; Oligohymenophorea; Peniculida; Parameciidae
Exons: 1
Source: RefSeq, a predicted model, not a curated record
UCAUGAUAAUGUCCCAGCUUUACCAUUCAAAUUUUUAUUAUAUAGUACUCACCAUACAAUUCAUCAUGAACCUGGUCCAGGUGGGAUGAAAAAUAUUGGUAAAUUCACAUCAGUUUGGGAUAGAAUUAUGGGAACUUAUGAAGAACCAGAUAGAAUCAACUUUGGAUGGAAUAACUAAUAAAAUCAAUUAGAUAAACUCAAAAAAGUCAAUGAUUUGUAUGAGUCUAUCCUCCCGAGUGAUGUUAAGAAGAUUAAGAAAAAUAAAUGA